Messenger RNA from Vicia villosa (hairy vetch), 1629 nucleotides. RefSeq lists its product as uncharacterized. Lineage: Eukaryota; Viridiplantae; Streptophyta; Magnoliopsida; Fabales; Fabaceae. The record is from RefSeq and is a predicted model, not a curated record. The coding region runs from base 207 to 1469 and encodes 420 amino acids. The transcript is spliced from 6 exons. Gene Ontology annotation, cellular component: cytoplasm. Gene Ontology annotation, molecular function: zinc ion binding; ubiquitin protein ligase activity.
GUCCUUGCUCCACCUCACCCCUAUAAAGCCCUAACCUCAUCUAUCUUUUCUCAAAACGCAGUGUUUUCUGCUCAUAAAAUUCCAAACCCUCUCUCUUCUUCCACUGCUGUAGAUUCGUCGCUCCAUGAUUACGCAUUUCCACCAUUCUCUCAGGAACGGAUCGUGAAACUCUGAAUUAGGAAGUUAUUGGAAUUUGCAAAGUAGAAAUGGACGAUGCUUUUGAUGAUGAAGGUGGGCCGUCUGUUACGAUCGGCGAGUACCUCGAAGAAGUUGAGGAACGGGAGCUGGAAGCUGAUUUAGUCUUAGGGGGGGAUGAUGGAAAGGAGUGUACCUAUAGCAAAGGGUAUAUGAAAAGGCAGGCAAUUUUCUCUUGCAUCACCUGCACUCCAGAUGGGAAUGCUGGAGUUUGCACUGCUUGCUCGUUGUCUUGCCACGAUGGUCAUCAGAUUGUGGAACUAUGGACCAAAAGAAACUUCAAGUGUGAUUGUGGUAACUCAAAGUUUGGUGAAUUCUACUGCAAGAUUUUCCCAAGUAAAGAUGUUGAGAAUGUUGAGAAUUCGUACAAUCACAACUUUAAAGGUUUGUAUUGCACAUGUGCCCGUCCUUAUCCAGAUCCAGAUGCUGAAGAACAAAUUGAGAUGAUACAGUGUUGUUUGUGUGAGGAUUGGUUUCAUGAGGAGCAUCUUGGUCUCGAGUCUCUUGAUGAGAUUCCUAGAGAUGAUGAAGGUGAGCCGCUUUAUGAGGAUUUCAUAUGUAAGGCAUGCUCUGAAGUAUGUUUCUUUCUGAAAUUAUAUCCUGAAGUAAUAUUGGUGGCUGAAAAGCAGCCAAAUGCUGCUGUUCAAGCAAGCAAGGACAAAGGUAUUUUGGAAAAUGAGUCUUCAACUUGUGGGUCUGAAAAGCCACAGGGCGAACAUUCAAAUAAUUCCCCUAAAAUAGAUGAGGCACAAGCUUCUGUUAAUUCUGAAGCUGUAUCUGAUGGGAAGGGUCUACCUCAGGGAGGAAGUUGUAAUGGCAAUAUUGCUUUAAGUAAAUGCACCGAAGGUACUAAUUUGCAUGUUAAUUGUCUCCUUGGUGUGAACAUCAUUGCUACUUCCCCAGUUAAACAUGAUAAAGCAAUGUUUCUUUCGAAAAAUUGGAGAGAUGCUCUAUGCAAAUGCAACAAUUGUUUGGAAUAUUACCAGCAGAAGCAAAUUGCUUUUCUUCUUGACAAGGAUGACUCAAUUGUGGAAUAUGAGAAAAUGGCCAAGCAAAAAAGAGAACAAAAGUUGCAGGAACUGGAGGGUGCCGAGUUAAGUUUUUUUAAUAAACUCGGGCACGUAGAGAAGGUCGAGAUCUUGAAGGGCAUUGAAGAGAUGAAGGAUGGGCUUCGUUCUUUCCUGGAAUCCGCAGACUCCUCCAAGCCAGUUACUGCUGCUGAUGUCCAUCAGUUUUUCGACGACAUUAAGAAUAAGCGCCGCCGUACAGAGUGAAUUAGUCUUGGUAGUUUAACGGCGUGUUGGCCCUAGUUUGUAAACUGUUGAGUUUAUUUGUGUAAUUUGAUGUUCACAAAUGCAAUGCUCUACUUGUAUUAACUCUUAGACUCUGUUUGUGCUUCGGCUUCUAUAAAGCUAACUUAAAUGACUUCUUAAA